Messenger RNA from Puccinia graminis f. sp. tritici CRL 75-36-700-3, 1512 nucleotides. RefSeq lists its product as uncharacterized. The transcript is spliced from 2 exons. The record is from RefSeq and is a predicted model, not a curated record. NCBI's taxonomy places the organism in Eukaryota, Fungi, Basidiomycota, Pucciniomycetes, Pucciniales, Pucciniaceae. Bases 32 to 1324 code for a protein of 430 amino acids.
CCGGGACGGUCGCGCCAGCCGCCCGGCCACAAUGCUACAUACUUUUUUUUUAUACAGGCACUUUGUACCACUGGAAGAAGUCUCAUGGCCGAAUCAGUCAGGAAACCCCCAUCAAGCAGACUGGAACACCAAAGGCAUUGCUGGCACUAUGGAGAUCUACUUACUUGCGGCUUUGGACGUCUGCGGAGUAAAUAUCAUCCAACAACGGCUAAGCGCCCCGACCAGACUUAUAUCGACAACGCACUUGCAGCUGAUUCCUCGAUCGAAAGAGUCAAGACGCAGCUGGGUCUCGUGGAUCAGCUGCAAUCUAGCCUUCUGCCUCUCCUCCAAGGCCAAAUCAACUCUCUCACUAGCACUAGACCUCCCCGGUUUACGAGAUGAUCCCGCCCCAAAGCUCGCUCUCAUCUUACGGAUCCAAGCGGAACUCGAUUGUACCUUGGAUCAAAUCACAUAUCUGGUUGCCACCCUCUCUCCAGAUCGGCAACCUAUGUCAAAUCGCACGGAUGACAACCAUCUCAAAGAGUUCAAAUCCUACAGACUCUGCCGUCUCAGAACGAACUUCGAAGGAAUCCUGUCCGAGCAGAUCUGCGAGAUCUUUGAAACCGCCGAUAACAUCAUCAAACAGAUGGAACUCUCAUCCGCACCUUCUAACUCCAGCUGCUCAGACAUAGCCUCUCUCAAGAAAUCGUUGGAUCUGGCCGUUUGUGGCACGUCGGAUACGAUCCAGUCGAUCGCAGAUUGUUUCCAAGCAUCUGAACUGGCCAUUGCCCAAGAUUCAUGGCGAGAUACACGACUUGAGAUAGAGGAACAACACCGGUCUAUCCUCAAGAAACUCGAUCGCUCAACACGUUUGAAGCGGAAGUCCGACCACUUUGUUGCCCAAUCAGUCAUUCAAUUAGCUAGAUUAAGCCUCCCAAUCUUCAAACUGUCCAAGAUCUUCUUCGCCAAAUUCUCCGAACGAGGCUUGACUCGAGAACGCUUUCCGAUUCAUACAGCAAUCAGUUCGGAUCAAAUCAACAUCAUCGCGGAAUCUGUCGAUAGUGUGGCCGAACGUCUCCAUGAAAUCGAGACCUUUUUAGACUGUGCUAAUCGACGUAAUGGACGUAGUGACCAAGUCAUCACAGCAGCUGCAAUACUUAAAGGAAAAUUUGAGUCCCCUUUGUUUCUCGUACUUCUGCACUUUAUUCCUUUGAUUCCUGAUACUGAGGGUCUUCAUCGUCAAAAACAUUAUCAGGAUUGGUGUGUAACUUGGAAUAUUCACAUGGCUUUAGCCAUUCAUAAUUUCAUACUUGCUGCCAAGUCAUAUACAAAUGCCAGGCCUUGACAUUUUUCCCCCUUCUUCUUGCUGUUGGCUUCCUCUCCCUUGUGAAUGUAAUUUAGUGUGUUGUUCUCCAUAAAUGUUUCCCAGUUUUGUUUGCAAGCACUCAUCACUGAGAUUGGUGUUGUUUCUAUUUCAUAAGAUGAAGGGCAUGUUUGAUUCUCUUUCAAGAAAAAGAUGUUAUUGAAUUGGCA